Messenger RNA from Coregonus sp. 'balchen', 9548 nucleotides. The record is from the annotation of a GenBank genome assembly. Lineage: Eukaryota; Metazoa; Chordata; Actinopteri; Salmoniformes; Salmonidae.
AUGGUUGACUCACUCAACACAUCUGACUAUGAUGACUACAAUGAUUCAGUGGCAAUACCUUCUCAGUCCCCAGUCAUCUAUGAGAUGUAUAAGGUGAAGACUGGCUUUAGAUACAUGUAUGUGUUUGUGUACUCAGCCACCAUUCUGUUGGGUCUACUGCUCAACUGUGCUCUUAUCUUCAUGACUGUAAAAUGCAGGUCCAAGAAGAAACGUAGCAAACAAAUGUUAAUCCUUGGCUUGGCUGUCACCCACCUCGUCUUCUGCCUCUUCACCCCACUUUACCUGAUCACUGCCUGGAACAAUUUCUCCUGGACAUUUGGCAACGUUGUCUGCAAGCUGGGGUCCUACGUGAUGUUUAUGAACAUGUUUUCUGUCUCACUGAUGAUCACCUUCUGGAAUGUGUGUUGGUGUGUCCCUGGAUCCUUUGAACACCACAUGUCCACCAACAUGGUCCUGCUGUCCUGGUUCACUGGGGCCAUACUGAGCGCCCCCUCUCUACUGUCCAGGCAGGUUCAGUACACUGCCGAUGGACACGUCUGCCUUGACAACUAUGAUUAUACUGAAAGAUCCCAGAUCUCUGAAGAGGGAAGGGUAAGAAUGAUGGCAGUGGUGAUCUGUCGCUUCAUUUUUGGGCUGCUGCUCCCUUUGGGUGUGAGAUGUGUCAGCUGUUGCUGCAUGAACAGCAGGGGAAACAACCAAGUGAGGUCACAGGUUAUUCGACCUGUGACUAUUGCCCAUUUCCUAUGCUGGGCUCCUGUCGUCUGUCUCUCUGUGCUGCAAGUCACAGUGAGGACAGGCAGCAGCUUGUUCACAUACGCAUUGCCCCCGGCCACUGCCCUGUCAGUCUUAAACAGCUGCAUCUCUCCUAUCAUCUGCAUAUGGCAGGAGAAGAAGGAACUUAAACGUAACUCUUGCUCACAGCCUGAGAGGACCCCUCAGAUGGAGGACAACAAAGAGGAGGGUGAGGAGAUGACUUGCCUGAGACACUGACCAUAAGGAGGACAAUAUCCUUGAACAGUGUCACGCCCUGACCUUGGAGAUCCGUUUAUUCUCUAGUUGGUUAGGUCAGGGUGUGAUUUGGGGUGUACUGUCUAGGUUGUCUAUUUCUAUGUUGGCCGGGUGUGGUUCCCAAUCAGAGGCAGCUGUCGAUCGUUGUCUCUGAUUGGGGAUCAUACUUAGGCAGCCAUGUUCCUACCUUUGUUUGUGGAAUCUUUUUCUGGUUUGGCUUGUUGCUGUGCAGCCUGUAGAACUUCUCGUUCUGUUGUCGGUGUUUCUUGAAUAAAUUAAUAUGUACGCAUACCAUGCUGCACCUUGGUCCGAUCCUUCACUCAACGUUCGUGACAAACAGUAAUGGGAAAACAACAUACUGUAAACACAAUUUGCAAUUUAAGAACAGCUUGAAAUGUAGUUGUAAAUAAUGAUAUCAUGCAAAAUAUAUAUUUUUAAAUAAUUGUAAUAAAUACUUUUUAAAAUUGGGUUUUGUUAACAACUCACUGUAUGUAUAAUUCAUUACACAUUGUACAGUGAGGGAAAAAAGUAUUUGAUCCCCUGCUGAUUUUGUACGUUUGCCCACUGACAAAGAAAUGAUCAGUCUAUAAUUUCAAUGGUAGGUUUAUUUGAACAGUGAGAGACAGAAUAACAACAAAAAAAUUCAGAAAUACACAUGUCAAAAAUGUUAUAAAUUGAUUUGCAUUUUAAUGAGGGAAAUAAGUAUUUGACCCCCUCUCAAUCAGAAAGAUUUCUGGCUCCCAGGUGUCUUUUAUACAGGUAACGAGCUGAGAUUAAGAGCACACUCUUAAAGGGAGUGCUCCUAAUCUCAGCUUGUUACCUGUAUAAAAGACACCUGUCCACAGAAGCAAUCAAUCAAUCAGAUUCCAAACUCUCCACCAUGGCCAAGACCAAAGAGCUCUCCAAGGAUGUCAGGGACAAGAUUGUAGACCUACACAAGGCUGGAAUGGGCUACAAGACCAUCGCCAAGCAGCUUGGUGAGAAGGUGACAACAGUUGGUGCGAUUAUUCGCAAAUGGAAGAAACACAAAAGACCUGUCAAUCUCCCUCGGCCUGGGGCUCCAUGCAAGAUCUCACCUCGUGGAGUUGCAAUGAUCAUGAGAACGGUGAGGAAUCAGCCCAGAACUACACGGGAGGAUCUUGUCAAUGAUCUCAAGGCAGCUGGGACCAUAGUCACCAAGAAAACAAUUGGUAACACACUACGCCGUGAAGGACUGAAAUCCUGCAGCGCCCGCAAGGUCCCCCUGCUCAAGAAAGCACAUAUACAGGCCCGUCUGAAGUUUGCCAAUGAACAUCUGAAUGAUUCAGAGGAGAACUGGGUGAAAGUGUUGUGGUCAGAUGGGACCAAAAGCAAGCUCUUUGGCAUCAACUCAACUUGUCGUGUUUGGAGGAGGAGGAAUGCUGCCUAUGACCCCAAGAACACCAUCCCCACCGUCAAACAUGGAGGCGGCAACAUUAUGCUUUGGGGGUGUUUUUCUGCUAAGGGGACAGGACAACUUCACCGCAUCAAAGGGACGAUGGACGGGGCCAUGUACCGUCAAAUCUUGGGUGAGAACCUCCUUCCCUCAGCUAGGGCAUUGAAAAUGGGUCGUAGAUGGGUAUUCCAGCAUGACAAUGACCCAAAACACACGGCCAAGGCAACAAAGGAGUGGCUCAAGAAGAAGCACAUUAGGGUCCUGGAGUGGCCUAGCCAGUCUCCAGACCUUAAUCCCAUAGAAAAUCUGUGGAGGGAGCUGAAGGUUCGAGUUGCCAAACGUCAGGCUCGAAACGUUAAUGACUUGGAGAAGAUCUGCAAAGAGGAGUGGGACAAAAUCCCUCCUGAGAUGUGUGCAAACCUGGUGGUACUAAGUUAUGUUUUGCAGAGAGGUCAAAUACUUAUUUCCCUCAUUAAAAUGCAAAUCAAUUUAUAAUAUUUUUGACAUGCGUUUGUUGUUAUUAUUCUGUCUCUCACUGUUCAAAUAAACCUACCAUUAAAAUCAUAGACUGAUCAUGUCUUUGUCAGUGGGCAAACGUACAAAAUCAACAGGGGAUCAAAUACUUUUUUCCCUCACUGUAUAUAAAGCCCUCGAGGUAAUACAUUACUUCUUGUUUUUAACCUGUGUUUAUUUUCAAUUCAAAUGCUUGUUGAAUAAAGAUUUGAUGAAACACAACCAUUAACAUUUCUGAAAAUAACUAUUUUGAAUAAAAUGUUACAAUUUGCCAUAGUAAAAAUGUGACAAACAAUGUGGCAUUGUGUGACACAAUACUCACAAGGGGCUACCAAGCCAAAAUAGAGUACUGAAAGUAGUGGAGUGGAAUGGAAAUUUUUGGGAAACUGCACAGUCAGCCAGUGCUGUUGUAUUGGUCAAAAACGGAGAGGAGUGUUAGGAUAGUAUAUCACAAGUGACAGUCAAUGCGGUAUUGACAAGCACCACUGGACAGUGACAUGUCAGCACCAUCAAUUGGUCUGUAAGGUAGGCUAUUGUCUUUUCCUUCAUUUUGGAACCAUUGUUUCAGAUCAUCUAAUGUUAUGUUUGUGCUAUAGAUUACAUAUUAACUUAAUUGAUUGGAUAAUUGUCAAGUACUGAUUUAGUGAAUAUAGGCAAUAUCUAAUGCAUCUGUAAUUGAGGAUGUUUUCAACGCUUGCAAAACAUAUCUUACAUUUUCACGUAGGCCUAAAGACAUCUAUAUUUUGUUGAACAGAGGGAGAAAUUGACGAAGGUCAUUGAAGAAGGCCAAAAUGUUAAGCUUUUAACUUUGCUUAAAGAUAAUGUUUUUAAUGGUGAGCGAGCGUUGCGCCUUUUCAAUUUUCAUUGAAGAAAGGGAGGACAUAGUAGUAGGAGGAUAGUGAGGAGAGAGUUUGUGACAAAGUAACGAUGGGUCUGGAACUCGAACCAAAAUUAUAGGCACCCUUGAUAAAGAUUAGCAAAAAAAUACUGUAAAACAAAUAAUGCAAAAACAGAGUUAUUUUGUAUGCAAUUUUUUUGUUGAAAAUUAUAUUAUUUUACACUAAUACAUUUGCUCAUUUUACAUUUAGAUUUGACAUUUUAGUCAUUUAGCAGACACUCAUAUCCAGAGUGACUUACAAUUAGUGUAUGAAUCUUAAGAUAGCUAGGUGAGACAACCAAAUAUCACAAUCAUAGUAAGUACAUUUGCCCUGAAAGUAUUUAUCAGCAAAGUCAGUGCUAGUAGGAAAAGACACGUUUAAAAAAAAUUGACUAAAAAAUGAGGACCAGUGGAAGCUAAAUAGCCCCAUAAGAUCCACCACAAUUAUGUGACCGACCGCCUUGAUUCGGCCUUAUGUAGCAAAAUUUGAAAUUGUGUUUUUUUACAUUGGAUAAAAGCAGAGACAGAGCUACAAAAUGGUAUAUCAUACACUGCAUUUGAGGAACAAUGGGAAAGUAAUUCUGCUUUGAAAGUUGAUAACCCCUCUUGAGAAAAUGGCCCUUGAAUGUUUUGGUACACCUACUGGAGAGCUCUUCUUUGUCUAUACCCAUUCAGCAUUGUUCACACCCUCUUAAGCCAGCCAAAAUUCAAAGUAAACAGAAAGUGUCCAGAUACAAAUAUUUUAUAAAUAUUAGUUGACAUUGUAGCAAAAAUAGAUAGUGUCAAUAUAUAUAUAAAAAAAGAACAAGUGUCAAUGCCAGUAGAAAAAUAACUACAUAAUAUACAGUAUGUACAAUAACAAUAUCAAUGAUACUGGUGAUAGAUCAGGUAGUUAUAUGCAUACAAUAAGGGGUAAAGUGGCUGAGCAGCAAGAAAAAUAAAUAAAUAGUAACAGCAAUGUAUGGCGUGUGUGUGUUAGGAGAAGAGCCAUGUGAAUAGAGGCACUGCAGAUAGUGCUGAUGACUGGGAACUCGCCCCCAGUGAUGAACUGGUCCGUCCAAACCACGCAUGAACAAGGGAAUCUAUAUUUGGAGAGCCUGUUUCUGUCCUGCCCUUGGUGCAGGGCAUGUGAUGUCCAUGGCCUCUUCGUCACAGAACUCCCUGAUCUUCUCAAAAAUAUACAUUUGUCUAGCUGUGUCCAGUCCAGGUGAUGCUUACACAGGUAGACCAUCUAUGGGAGGAAGGAUGUCAGCGUUGCGCAGCAGCUGAAACCUGGUCCUGACUGAGUCCGAACGCUCCUUGGUGACAACAACGCCAGGCACCAGAGCAUCGAAGCUGUAAAACAGGAAAUAACAAAAAACACUUAAGACAUUACAACCUUGCAUAACAUCAAUUCACCUCCCAAGUUUAGAUAAGAAGAAUAACCUCAUACAAUGCAAUGAACAUGAUGUUCACCUGAAGUGCUGGUACUGCUUGAUCUGUGGCAGCGGCCUGAAGUAUGGAGUCAGGUGUUGUUGCCAGACAUAGCUUUCCAACAGCACCAUACCAUCCUCCAGUCCAACCAGCUGUGGGACGUUGACCCCUGUCACAGUGCUGUCCUUCACAACACCAGCAAUCUCAGACAAAGUGUUCACUCUGGUCUUUCUGAAGCGCUGCUUGAUGAGGCCAAAGCACCAGUCGGGGGCAAACUUGGUGUGGCCUGUGAUCAGGAAGUGAAGGUCCAGACUGUGGUGGAGCUUGUGCAUGGUCCACCAGAAACAAUACCAGAGCAAAAACUUGUUCUUGUUUUGUUAUCACAAUUCAGGUCCACACGCGUUUCCCCAUCUCUGUAGUUGGUGAAGGAUAGUGCACCUGCAAACAACAACAAAAGAACAUUAAGAUACAUUUAAAUGAGCUAGUUAGCUAUCUAAACAAUGAACCAUAAUCCCAACCCAUAGAAUACUAGCAAUACAAACCGAUUGUCAUAGCUAGCUAAAGUUAACCAAAUAGGUUCAGUGUUAGCUAGUUAACGUUAGGCUAUAACUAGCAAUGCAAAUGGCUUUCUGAGAUAAUAUUACUACACAGAUCAUACACGUAAAUGUUAGCUAGCGAGCCAGCCCCCUAACGUUAGCUAGCUAGCUAACAGUAAGCUUUAACUUGCAAUGAAAACAACUUUCUGACAAAAUUAGAAACGUAUAAUAUCUGAAACUGUAGCUAGUUGCUUACCCGUAUACAUGGAUGAACGCUUCAUGGCAGACUGCAACCCCUUUCAUUAAAUAUGACGUCCUGUGUCAUUUCCGUUUGGUUUGUACAGCUUGCUUGGCCCGUUGUGUCAAGUCACUCUGGUUCACACUGAUCGUGUGCAAUGCCUUAAGAAUCAUCAGAUCUUUCUCCCUCUGUCACGGAUGCCAUGGUUACCUGAAAAAACUGCAGUUCUAGGGGUGCGUUCGUAAAUUCACUCUGGCUAUCUAUUCUGAUUUCAGAGCACUCUCGUCUUAAUUAAAUUGUUGCCAGCAGCACAGUUACCAACGCUCUGGAUAACAUGAAAACAGCCUAACCAGCUCUGCUUGGGCGAGUAAAAUGGUCAGAGUGAGGUGUUCUCUCAUUUGUGUCUGGAAGUAGCUAGCAAGCCAGCCAACUUAAGCCAGUUAGCUUGGGUGCUUGACUGCCAUUGUGUGGUCAGAUCAACCCUACUCCUCGGCCAGAGCUUUCAGUGUGCGCUCUGAAUUUACGAACGGACAAUCUGAAACGCUCUGAAUUUACAAACGCUCAGACCCCACUCUGAGCGCACUCUGGCACUCCAGAUUUAAUUUACGAACACACCCCUACACAUAACGAGCAGCUCAUUUUAUAGACAGAAGAUGCUACACGGCAGACCAAUCCGAAACUCAUCUCUCGGCAUGUCCAGCCCAUUCAUUAAUUCAGCCAAUCAUCGCUAGCGGGAAGGUUCCUGUCUUUUCUGUGGCUAAACCAACUAGGCUCGUAAUUUAACUACUUAAUUCGUAUUUACAGAUGGCCUACAAGUUUGUUAUUAAGGCACAUGAAAGUUCAAAAGUCCAGGCAUUUCUGCCAAAAAACACAUUUUGAUAAUAAUAAAAAAAUAUAUAUAUAUACGUUCAAAUGCUUCUCCUUUGAAGUCGUGACUUGCAACAUAUGCCUAGAUUCCUGAAACAAGUCACUAUUUUACAGUAGGUAUGAGGUACUUUUCUUCAUAUGCUUCUGUUUUUUUAUAUACCAAACCCACCACUGGUGUGUGUGGCCAAAGAGCUCUAUCUUCAUGUCAUCUGACCAUAGCACACCUGUGGUGGGUUUGGCGUCAGAAAACGGAAGCGUACCAGGACAUUUUAGCCAAAAACCUGGAUGUCUCUUCCAGGCCACAAGUGGAAUUUCCAGCAAGACAAUAACCCCAAGCACACAUCAAAAUCUACAAAGAAAUUGUUAAUUAACCACAAAAAUCAACAUUUUGCAAUGGCCAUCUCAAUCUCCGGACUUGAACCCCUUUGAAAACCUUUGGUUUGAAUUGAAGAGGGCAGUCCAUAAGUGCAGACAAAGGAUAAAGGAUCUGGAAAGAUUCUGAAUGGAGGAAUGGUCUAAGAUCCCUCCCAAUGUGUUCUCCAAUCUCAUAAAACAUUUUAGAAAAAGACAGUGUCGUUAUCCUCGCAAGGGAAGGGUGCUGGAGUACUGAAAACAAGGGUGCCAAUAAUUUGAGAUUGAUUUUGUUACUUAUUAAACAAAAUCCUCCUUCUCUGAGCAAUUGUAUUGAGCAUGCAAUAUAGCUCAGUAUUUGUAUUAUUUAUUUUAUACAGUCUUUUUUGAUAAUCUUUAUCCAGGGUGCCAAUCAUUUUGGACCUAACGUAUAAGGCAGUGCUCUUCACCACUAGACCACCUCAGACUUGUUUGAAGUGGAUACGUUCAGAAACAGACAUGUAAAUUAGCAUGGGUAGAAGACAGACUCUGAAGUAAGGGUUGAGAACAAGGGGGAUAUCAAAACUGUUUCCUAAAUACAAUAUCCUAUCUUCACAGGGAUUGCAAGCCAAAUAACUGCAACACAAUGGAGGAUUCUGAAACCAUUUAUGAAGAUGUUGAUUAUGAAUAUAGGGAUUAUAGCAAUUACACCUAUGACAAUUCUACUCACGAGGAAGUAGCUUUCAAAACCCACAAGACAUGCUUCACAGAGGUUUCAUGCAUCUCCCUCCUGGUGGUCAAUGUAGUCAUCUUCCUGCUGGGGGUUUGUGGGAAUGGGGUGGUCAUCUGGAUCGCUGGUCUCAAGAUGAAGAAGACGGUCAACACCACCUGGUACCUCAGCCUAGCCGUCUCCGACUUCAUAUUCUGUACCUUUCUCCCCUUCAACAUCAUCAACACAGUGACAAAGGACUGGAUCUUUGGGCUCUUCAUGUGCAAGUUCACCUCUUUCGUGAUGUUCCUCAACAUGUUCUGCAGCAUCUUUCUCCUAGUCGUCAUCAGUAUUGACCGCUGUGUGUCAGUGAUGUUUCCAGUGUGGGCUCAGAACAACCGCACCAUGGGUAAGGCCUCUGUGGUGGUGGUUCUGGCCUGGGUUGCCUCUGUCGCCCUCAGCAUCCCCUCCAUGGUGUUCAGAGACGUCAAGACCCAUUUAGGGACGAGCAUGUGUUUCAAUAACUACACAGACCAACACAGCCACAAGACGAUCGCAGUGAGUCGAUUCAUUGGUGGGUUUGUGCUGCCAUUCCUCAUCAUCAUCUUUUGUUAUUCUGUCAUCAUCCUGCGACUGAGAACUAACCGAAUGAUGAGCAAGUCCUCCAAGCCCUUCAAAGUUAUGACUGCCCUGAUAGCCACAUUCUUCAUCUGCUGGCUGCCCUACCAUGUCUUUGUACUGCUUGAGCUGAACCACCAAAGCUACGACCUGCACAUUAUAAGAGCUGGACUUACGGUGGGCACUACGGUAGCCACAGCCAACAGUUUCCUCAACCCAAUGCUGUAUGUUUUCAUGGGCAAUGACUUCCUGCACAAACUCAAGAGCUCUAUACUGUCUAAGAUGGCGAAUGCCAUCGGAGAGGAGGGCCGCACCACCAGCCGCUACCUCUCAAGGUCCAGCUCCAUGGAGGGCAGCCGCAGAACCUCCACACACAUCUAAAACUCUAUGAGGAUGGUGUGGUGUCGAGACAACGAUGCUGAUAUGCUGUGAUGACAAGAAAUCCGCUGACACUGUCCUUGAUUAUAAUGGUUUAUUACAUCAAAGAUUACAGUAUCAAUUUACAGACUUCUGCAGACAUCUGGAGAACAACUGACCCAAUCUCUAAUAUGUUAUUCUCUCCGUCCUUUGUUCCAACCAUGGUAUUUAUAAUAUGUAACAUAAUAUGGGUGGUUUUUUAUAGACCAAUCCCUGGCCUUUACGCAUCCGAAUCUCCUCUGUCUUAGGGAGCCCCUAUAGUAAUGUUUUCCAUAUGUUUCCGCAAACACACCAUUUGCAAACGUCAGCAAAAUCAUAAACUGUUUAGAUACUACAAUGGUAAGGCCUCAGUGGCUGCAGAGACUAAGAACACAAUUUUGUUCAGCAAUGCUUCGCCUUGUAGAAAUGUAAUGUAAGGUGUAUUUUCACUUACGGGUCUAAUGGACUAGUUAUAUUUGUCAUAUUUGUAUAAAUCACAAGUAGUGCUCUUUUUCUCAUGUUAAAACAUCUACCCAUUUGAUUUGUUUCCCCCAUGAGCUCCAAGAUAUUUUCCUACCGUCAUUUUUUCCAACCAAUUUCAAUGUCAUUAUCUCACAUACAGCAUGUGA